This is a messenger RNA of Lachnellula hyalina, 1653 nucleotides long. Its product is annotated as putative WD repeat-containing protein. NCBI's taxonomy places the organism in Eukaryota, Fungi, Ascomycota, Leotiomycetes, Helotiales, Lachnaceae. Bases 1 to 1653 code for a protein of 550 amino acids. Gene Ontology annotation, biological process: rRNA processing. The transcript is spliced from 3 exons. The record is from RefSeq and is a predicted model, not a curated record. Gene Ontology annotation, molecular function: protein binding. Gene Ontology annotation, cellular component: nucleus.
AUGUCUAUGAUAACAGCUACAGCAUGGGUGCCCCGCGGCUUUGCAGCCCCUUUCCCUACUAAAUACACAUUUGACGAGGAAGAGUUCCAGCGAAUUGCGGAUCUUGCAAAGCUGCAACUUGACGAUGCGAACGAGGACUUGGAGGAGGCACGCAACCAAUCGACGGAGAAGAAUGGCGAGGACGCCGAAGAAGAGGGCUCAGACGAUGAAGCCGGUGCAAAAGCAUUGAAAUCGAAAGGGCAAGUUUACCCACCCAAUUUGAUGGAUGAGGACGACGACCUGAAAGAAUAUGAUUUAGAGCACUACGACGAAGAUGUGGAAAUGGAUCAAGGCAAGGAGGGCGCGGGCAUGGCAAUGUUUGGAAACGUCAAGUCUCUUGCAUACCAUGACUCUAAUAAAGACGAUCCUUACAUUACCAUGCAAGAAAACGACGAAGACGACGAAGACCGAGAAGAACUUCAGAUUCUUGCGACAGACAAUAUGCUUCUUGCAGCGAAAGUUGAAGAUGAAGUGGCGCAUCUCGAGGUUUACGUUUAUGAGGACGAAGCCGACAAUCUCUAUGUUCACCAUGACCUUAUGCUCCCUGCUAUACCUCUGUGUGUCGAAUGGUUAGAUAUACCAGUAGGCAAGCCUGGCGCCGAAAAAGACUCUCGUGCAAACUUUGUGGCCGUUGGAACUUUUGAUCCAGAUAUUGAAAUUUGGGAUUUAGAUACUGUCGACUGCAUGUACCCAAAUGCAAUCCUUGGACAAGGUGGAGAGGGCAAAGCCGCAAACGCAGACGGUACCAAGAAGAAGAAAAAGAAGAAGUCGAAGAAAGCAAACGCAGAGCACCAUGUAGAUGCUGUACUCUCACUCGCUGCCAACAGACAGCAUCGAAAUCUCCUGGCCUCAUCUUCCGCAGACAAGACUGUUAAGCUAUGGGAUCUCAACACAACGAAAUGUGCCAAGUCAUAUACGCAUCACACGGAUAAAGUCUGCUCGUUGGCAUGGCAUCCACGGGACUCGACAUUACUACUGAGUGGGAGUUAUGACCGGACAGUGGUUGCCGCCGAUAUGAGAGCACCCGAUGCUAAAGUUCCUAGAUGGGGUGUUGAAAGCGAUAUAGAGACUGUCCGAUGGGACCCCCAUGAUCCAAACUACUUCUAUAUCUCGACUGAGAAUGGUAUCAUCCAUUUUCAUGAUGCUCGGAACGCACCAUCGAAUCCAGCUGCAAGCAAGCCUGUCUGGACCUUACAGGCUCAUGAUGAAUCAGUCUCGGCCUUUGAUAUAAACCCUACAAUCCCCGGUUUCAUGGCGACUGGUUCAACAGACAAGCAAGUCAAGCUUUGGAAUAUACAAUCAUCUGGGCCAACCAUGGUUGUUUCACGAAAUUUGGACAUUGGAAAGGUGUUUUCUACUGUCUUUGCUCCUGAUGAGGAAGUCGGAUUCAGACUUUCAGUAGCGGGUAGUAAAGGUGUCGUCCAAGUUUGGGAUACUUCAACCAACAAGGCCGUCCGAGCAGCAUUCGCAGAUAGAAUCGCACCAGUGGAUGGAGAGAUUAGGGAACGACUAGUGGGAGUUGAAAACGAUAGUAGCGAGUCCGAAGACGAGGGUGAGCCUGAUGAAGAGGGCGGAAAAACUGGAGAAGGCUGGGAGUCCAUGGACGAAGAUUAA